GGCAUGCAACAAUACAAUUAGCAUUGGUGGUCAAUUAAGAGAUCGAGUUUGUUUGACCGAUUAUUAUUUGUACAUAAUUAUUGACACGCUGUUGAUAUCAUACUUUUUAAAGUGCAUUAUAGACAUUUUGUACCAAAAGUAUACCCCAAACAUCCCCACCCCCUCCAUAACCACAAAAAAAGACCAUAUUUAUGGAGUACGUCAUCAUUAAUAAACCGACCCGAAAAAAUCCCCCCCAAUUUCACAUUAGGGCUCCGAACCACCAUUAUCUCCCUCUCUUUGCAAUCUCUGCAAUUCCUUCUCGAUUUGAGAAAUGCCGGCUACAGACUACCAAUCGUCGUUUUCCAACUUCGGCCGUUCGUUUCUGAGCAUGCGCCGCCGUGAACAGGCGGAGGAGACUCCCGACGAACAGCUCGAAGCUUUCCAGAUACGAGUCGCCGAUCGGCUCAACGACUUGUUGUCCGCGAGUUCAGAUGAUGUGCUCUCUCUUCCCUGGAUCCAGAAUCUGCUCGACGUCUUCCUCCGUUGCCUGGAGGAGUUCAAGUCCAUCGCCGUCGACUACAAGGCUCUCCUGAACAAGCCCCUUCUGGACAGAUUCGUCUCCGAGUACUUCGAGAGGAGCGUGAAGGCUCUGGACGUCUGCAACGCCAUCCGAGACGGAAUCGAGCAGAUCAAACAGUGGCAGAAGCAGUCGGAGAUUGUGAUCUGUGCACUGGAGAGCCAGAGAUGUCUCCGGGAAGGCCAAUUCCGUCGCGCGAGGAAGACCCUAGCGGAUCUGGCGGUUUCCAUGCUCGACGAGAAAGUCUCCAAUUCCUCUCUCUCCCAGCGGAACCGAUCUUUCGGGAGAAACAGCAAUAAUGGUAAGUCAUCGCCGGGCCAUUCCAGGUCCCUGUCCUGGAGCGUUUCCCGGAAUUGGUCCGCCGCCAGGCAACUCCAAGCCAUCGGAAACAACUUGGCUCCUCCCAAAACCAGUGAGAUCAUUGCCUCGAAUGGGCUCGCUCUAUCCGUCUCCACAAUGAGCCACUUGCUGUAUUUCGUGAUGUUCGCCCUUGUGGCCGCAUUCCCCUGCCAAGACAGGGGCGGCCUCAACGCAAAUAUCAACCCGUCCAAGUUUUCCUGGUCCGCCCCACUCCUUGCCCUUCACGAGAGGGUCCUCGAUGCCUCGAAGAAGAGGGACCGCAAGCGGAGCUCCAACUCCAACUCCAACUCCUCUUGGGGGCUGUUGAAGGAGCUUCAGGAGAUGGAGAGGUGCGCCAGAGGGUUGAACGAGUUGGCGGAAACGGCGGAGUGUCCCCCGGCGGAGGGGGAGGUGAAGGGGAGUGUGGGUGAGCUUAGGGUAGCGGUUGCCUCUCUGAAGAGUGGAUUGGACCCUUUGGAGCGGCAGGUCAGGGAAGUGUUCCAUAUGAUUGUUCGCUGCAGGACUCAGGGGCUCGACUCUUUUGAUCGUUCUCUUAAGCCCAUUUAUCAUAAUGCUUAAUUUUUGGUUUUGUUCCUUCACAACGCGGGGGUUAUUUUUCCUUCUUUUCUUGCCUGAUCCAUAUUUAAUUACGGGUAAUUACGUACUAGACUGAUGUCAAUGGUAUAUGUGUUGUGUAAAGAUAACAGCAAAAAACUUUUAAUUAGUUUCGAGUGAUUAAUGAAAAAGAAAAAAGCUCUGAGCAAUGCUAGGGGUACACCUUUCACCAAAAGGUGUACCCCAAAUGUACACCACCUCUUCUCCAUCAUAUAUUUUUAUUUGAUUUUUAUUUACUUAUUUUUUUUAAAUUUUUUUGCCUUUUUUAGUGGACAAAGAGGGGUGGGGGACAUAUGAGGUACACUUUUGGUGUACCCCUAGCAUUUUUCAAAAGCUCUUUGAACGGUCAAAGCCCCCGCCGCCUGCACCAUUUCCACCCAAAACAAAUAAAAUACCGAGUAUUUA
Molecule: messenger RNA, 1918 nt
Organism: Cuscuta campestris
Lineage: Eukaryota; Viridiplantae; Streptophyta; Magnoliopsida; Solanales; Convolvulaceae
Source: the annotation of a GenBank genome assembly